Messenger RNA from Prunus armeniaca (apricot), 924 nucleotides. Lineage: Eukaryota; Viridiplantae; Streptophyta; Magnoliopsida; Rosales; Rosaceae. The record is from the annotation of a GenBank genome assembly.
AUGACCUUGGCUUUGGGAACCCCUGAGCAUGGUGGGAGAGUCAAAGGUGUUGGAGCUGGGGUUUCCCCAACUCAAUUCUUCAAUUUGCCGAGACAGCAGAGAGUAAAAUUUGCUGACAAAUUGAAGGAAAGUGUUAUGGAAGCAGUGAGAGAGGAAACCAAAAAGAUGGAGACCAGGGCAAAGGAAAGUGUUAUGGAGGCAGUCCGAGUAGAGAGGGAAAUUUUGUUGAAACUAUUCAGUCAACUAAUUCUCAACUUUGAUCCCAACUUGCUCAGUAAAAAUCCAACUACACCAAUUACUCCAAUUCAUCCAAUUCCUCAAGAGCAAAGCCCAAAAAAUCCAAUGUCUGACAAAGCAAGCUGCUCUAAUGUGAGAGCCCUUGAAUUGGAUGAAGACAAUCCCACGAAUGAUGCUGAUGCUCAUGAAAACCGUCAAGAUGAAACGCUUGACAUGCCAGCUCCUCUAUUAGCCCUAUGCCAAUAUGUCAAGACCAAGUUGAAGCCUUCUAACGAGACCAUUAGAAUUCACAUGUCAGAGGAAAUGUUUGGCAUUGAUCAUGAUACCUGGCUCUUGAGGGAAGACAUUUUACAGUUUGCUUCCAUGGUUGAGAUUGGAUCCACAAUGAUUGGAGUAUACAUGAGGUACCCAUUUGACUAUUUCAAAAUGGCAAAUAUGGUAAACCUUGUUGGCCUCGUGGACCCUGGACAAGUCAGCUCUCAAUCUGGAACGUUAUCUCACCAUUCAAAACAUCUCUCAGAACGCCUGAAAAAUGCAGAUGGGGAUCAAUUUUACUUGGUGCCUUAUAAUCCAGGGGGUCAUUGGGUGUUAAUAAUUGUGAGACCAGCUAAGGAGACUGUCUAUUACAUGGAUUCAUUGCCAAACCGCUCUGUUGACAAGGACGUGAGAAAUAUAGUGAAUACGUAA